AAAUAGCAAAAACAGCAUAGCAGAGCAGGAGGGAUUGGGGUUGUGUUGUUGAUAUUGUGUUGAUUUCUUCAUUCAAGUUCAAACUUGAAUUUGGAUUCAUUUGAUUUAAUCAAUGAGAUCAAAAUCGGGAUUUGAUUGCAGUUGCAGUUCUCUAUCUUUAGUGCUUAUUACUAACUAUUAUUAAGGUUUCUUUCUUUUGUUGAAAUGGUCUAUAGUAAUUAUAGUUCUGCCAAUGAAUCUCAUUGUUUAAUCCUGAUUAUACCUUUCCCGAAAUGCAAUUAGCGUCAAAUGGUGACAAGGAAGAAUGUUCAGAAAGCGAACCCAUCUUGAAUCAUCACCAUCUUCAUUUGCAACCAACCGGAGAAUCCUCCUUUUCCUGUGAAAUUAUCCCUAUUCCUCCUGCUGCAGCUACUUUUAACGAUGAUGAUUUACAAAACGUCCGGGUUGAUGAGACUUGUCAUCUCGUAAAUGCAGAUCAGCCACAAUGCCGAAUAUGCCUCGAUAUUGGAGGAGAAGAUUUAAUUGCCCCAUGCCAUUGCAAAGGUACACAAAAGUACGUCCACAGAUCAUGUCUCGAUAAUUGGAGAUCCACCAAGGAGGGUUUCGCUUUUUCUCACUGUACAGAGUGCAGAGCUGUCUUCAUAUUACGUGCAAAUGUCCCACCAGAUCGGUGGUGGUUGAGAUUAAAAUUUCAGUUCCUUGUUGCUAGAGAUCAUGCAUUCAUUUUCAUAAUUGUUCAGCUGGUUGUUGCUUUCUUGGGAGUGCUUGUGUACAAAUUUUAUGGAGAUGAACUGAGGGAAAUGUUUGGUUAUGAAGAACAUCCAUAUGGAUUUUAUACAAUGGCUGGUAUAUACCCAUGGCUUCCCCGCAAAAAAUUUCAUGGGCAAUUUCUAGCCAUUGUUUUGGUUGGUUUGCUCUAUGGCUUCUUCAUAGCGAUAAUAUGUGGCCAAAGAAUCAAUGAGCGCCACUACCAUGUUCUUGCCAAACAAGAAUUGACUAAGGAAUAUGUGGUAGAAGAUCGAGAACAUGUAAAGAAUGUGCCUGAACUUGAUCCCAGCCAUGUGACAGAGCUAAGGAUGUUGGGCCUUUACUAAUUGGAUACAUCCUCUUCUGAGUCACAUUGAAUUUGUUGUACUUGCGGCUUGUCUCCAUUGUCACUUUCACAUUUGUAGAUCAGAUUGGUUUGUUCAGAGUGAUGCCCCAUUUAUAUGGCACAGCCACGUGGGUGUUGUUUAGUAGCAUGGAGAUAUUUGUAUUUGUAACUUAGUCCCUGGUGUAACCCACAGUUAACCUUUAUACAAAAUAUUGUAAUCGAAUGUGGAUUUUGUCUUUUCAAGUUUUUAAGUCUAGAGGAAAUUACAAUGGCAUCUUCUGAGUUUUUUUUUAUUUUUAAUUACACAACACAUCUUAUAUGUUAUACCAACAUCCUCUAAUACUUGAAAACAUUAUGUUGAUGUUUUUUAUAUAUAUUAUAUGAACACCUUCUACA
This is a messenger RNA of Glycine soja, 1489 nucleotides long. RefSeq names its product E3 ubiquitin-protein ligase MARCH2-like. The transcript has 8 exons. The record is from RefSeq and is a predicted model, not a curated record. Lineage: Eukaryota; Viridiplantae; Streptophyta; Magnoliopsida; Fabales; Fabaceae. Gene Ontology annotation, molecular function: zinc ion binding. Bases 273 to 1094 code for a protein of 273 amino acids.